Molecule: messenger RNA, 3439 nt
Organism: Seriola aureovittata
Lineage: Eukaryota; Metazoa; Chordata; Actinopteri; Carangiformes; Carangidae
Product: leucine-rich repeat neuronal protein 3-like
Exons: 2
Coding region: 808-2928 (706 amino acids)
Cellular component (GO): extracellular matrix
Molecular function (GO): protein binding
Source: RefSeq, a predicted model, not a curated record
AGAGGAGAGGAAGGAUGGAGGAACGACAAACAUAACCUCUUAUUCACGCUCAGUGUCUCUCACCCCUCUCUCCAUUUAAUACCCAAUCUCUCUCUCUCUCUCACUCUCAGCCUCUCUCUCUCGCCCUCUCUCUCUCUCUCUCGCUCUCCAUCAGUAUCUCUCGCUCCCCCCUCCCUCCCUCUCUCUCUCUCUACAUCUCUCUGUCGCCGUGGAGAGGAAAAGAGUGAAGACGUUCGUUCUUGGAGAUACUCAAGGAAAACAGGAAAAUAGCUGCUGCUGCUGCUGCUGGAUGUUAACACGCAGCGCUGCAUGCCUUAAAUAAAACACACACACACACACUUCCACACACACACACACACACACUCCGUGCUGCUGCAGCCAUGCCAGGAAUACCUGCUGAAUAUCUGCUGCUGCAUGGGACGUGAUGGAUACCACUUCUGCUGAUGGAAACUGACACCAGUGACAACGACGGAGGAUAAUAAUGAUGGAAGGCAGAGCGAUUCGUCCCCUGCCGGAGCCACAGCUUCCCUCAGCCGCCCCUCUGCUGCGCAGCGCCGCUCCCUGAAGGAUACAUCGACCUUGGCAUAUCACAGCGUGCAUGACAACCUGGCACGGGCCGAGCUGAAAGGUUGCCUCUCCUCGCCAAGAGCUGGAAGACAACGGGGCCAAAGCUUCGGGGACCGGGCGUCAGCAGAAAUCCAGUCUGUCUUGCUGCAGUAACAAAUAAGCUUUUAUUUGUGAAGUUAACGGCGCUAACAGCUGACUCCAUAAGGGCCAAUUACUGGCUGAAGGGAAUACGGGGCCAAGAUGAAGGAGGCGGCAGUUGUGGCUUGCUUGCUGGCUGAGCUGUCUCUAGCUGCUUUGGUCCUGGCCUCUGAGGGGGCCGCUCACUGCCCCGCGUUGUGUCGAUGCGAGAUCCGACCCUGGUUCUCGCCCAGCUCCACAUACACCGAGGCUGCCACUGUGGACUGUAAUGAUUUGGGGCUCUCGGCGCUGCCAGAGAGACUCCCCUCAGAGACGCAGGUGCUGCUGCUACAGACGAACAACAUCGUUAAUGUGGAGAAAACUUUGGAUUACUUGGCCAACAUCACUGAAAUCGACUUGUCUCAGAAUAACAUUUCCUCUGUGAGCGAUGUUUGUCUGGGGUCCCUCCCUCAGCUGCUGUCGCUCCACAUGGAGGAGAACUGGAUUCAGGAGCUUUCAGACGGCUGCAUCGCUUCCCUGCCCAACCUCCAGGAGUUCUACAUCAACCACAACCUGAUUUUCUCCAUCGGUGCGGGGGCCUUCCAGGGCCUGGGCCGGCUGCUGAGGCUCCAUCUCAACUCCAACCGACUCACAAGCGUCAACAGCCAGUGGUUCCAGCAGCUUCCCAACCUGGAGAUACUGAUGCUGGGAGAAAACCCCAUCCUGGAGCUGUCGGACAUGAACUUUAAACCUCUGGCUAACCUCAGGAGCCUCGUGCUCGCCAGGAUGAAUUUGACUGAAAUCCCCGACAAUACUCUGGUUGGUCUCGAGAGCUUGGAGAGCAUCUCGUUUUUUGACAACCUGUUUAAUCGAGUCCCACGAGCGGCGCUGACGAGAGUCCAGAACCUGAAGUUCCUGGACUUGAAUAAGAACCCCAUCGAGAGGAUCCAGAGAGGCGACUUCAUGGAUAUGAUGCAUCUGAAGGAGCUGGGCAUCAACAGCAUGCCGGAGCUCAUAUCCAUCGACAGCUUUGCCCUGAACAACCUGCCCGAGCUGACAAAAAUCGAGGCCACCAACAACCCCAGGUUGUCCUACAUCCACCCGAGGGCUUUCCACAAGCUCCCCAGGCUGGAGACCCUGAUGCUGAACAGCAACGCUCUGAGCGCGCUCCACCACAGCACCGUGGAGUCCCUGCCCAACCUGCGAGAGGUCAGUCUGCACAGCAACCCCAUCCGCUGCGACUGCGUCAUCCGCUGGGUCAACAUGAACAGGACGGCCGUCCGGUUCAUGGAGCCGGACUCCCUGUUCUGUGUGGAGCCUCCGGAGUACCAAGGCCGGCACGUCCGACAGGUGCACUUCAGGGAAAUGACGGAGAUCUGCCUUCCUCUGAUCUCACCUGCGAGCCUCCCAGAUCGGGUGGAGGUCGGCAAAGGGAGCUCGGUGUCGCUGCACUGCCGGGCUUUCGGAGAACCGGAGCCCGAGAUUUACUGGGUGACGCCGUCCGGUGACCGGGUCUUACCCGGAAGUGUGUCCGAUAAGUUCUACAUGCACCACGAGGGAACGUUCGACAUCUACGACGCCUCGGAGCAGGAAGCCGGCUCGUACACCUGCGUCGCCCAUAAUCUUGUCGGGGCGGAUCUCAAGUCUGUGACGGUUGCGGUGGACGGAUACCUCGCACAGCCUUCAAACCAACCUUUGCACGUGUAUAUCACAUCUGUCCAGGCUCAUUCUGUAAUGGUUUCCUGGGAGAGCACAGGUGGUUUGGUUUCACAACUCAAUUGGUCCAUUUUAGCCGAGGGCAGCAGCCUCUUGAUGCCAUUCAGAGCCAGGCUUCCCGCUGAUGUCAGAGAGUUCCACAUCAAACAGCUGAUCCCGUACACUCACUACCAGGUUUGUGUGGAGGUCGCUGUCGCCGCACCAUGGCCUGGAUACAGCAGGGACUGUGUUAACGUUACCACAAAGGAGGCCGCCGUCCUGAGGGAGGAAGCCGAGAACUGGGACGGUCUGGUGAUGGCUUCCUGUGCCGUGUUUUUUGUUGUGGUUGCCGUGUCUUGCUCUGUCAUCUAUACAUCUCUGUACAGCCAAGUGUUUUACAGGAAACUGAUAGCGGAUUCGGCUGAAACGCUGCUGAUUCCCAGCACUCACUCCUCCUCCUCCUCCUCUUCUUCUUCUUUCCUGGAAUUUGGUGUGACUGGGGUCAAGGUGAGGGCGACUGUAAUAGACUUACCGGACGACUCCAUGUAAGAAACGUCCUUGUCUGUAAAAGCACUUUGGGAUUAUGUGAAGUCGAAGGGUCACGGUCACGGGACAAUGUAAUUUACGUGCCCUCUUUUCGCCACUUUCAACGGGACGUUUUGCACUGGAAUUCCUGAACAACAAACACACAAUUUACAUUUACCGGCUGAAAGCAGAGACUUCUUUCUUUUGUAUUUCAAACUUGUGUCAUUAUAACAAGCUUAAAUCAGUCAGAUAUCUUGACUAUAAUCUACACGGCUACUGGUCAUUCAUGCAGUGCAGCCAGAGUAAAGCACAGCACAGGAACUACUCUGUCUUAAAUACCUUGUUGAGACGGCUUUGAUGUCUGCAAAAAAGCAUUUUCUUUGCUGUGUUACAUUAAAUGGUGCCAAGCGAAGAUAGUUUAUAACGGCAGAAAAAAAAAAAACCUUGUUAGUCUAGUGUACAAUAAAACCGACUAUAAUGUAUGCAGUUUUAUGAACAAAUACAUUUUUCAUUAAACCUGUGUGGUGUCUUAUAA